AUGAAUCCAUACGAGGCCUAUGGGUCGCCCACAAACGACAGAUCGCCUCCAAGAUACCGUGGACGCGAUGAGUCCUAUGACCGCGACCGCAACGAUUCGUACAGACGGAGAUCUCCUGUCAAUGACAGACGUCGGCCUGCUCCUCGCAAUCGCUCCCGUUCACCGGUAGCCAUCGACCGAUACCAACCAGACCGAGAUCGAGACCGCGAACGGGACCGAACCACAAGGGAUGACUACUACGAUGGUCCUAGACCAGCUGCGAGGGAUAUCAGAGACACAAGAGAUGCGAGAGAUCCCAGAGACGGACGGGAUGCAAGAGACAUACGGGACCCAAGAGAACGAGACGACCGCAGAAGAGCACCAUCUCCUACCGCCGCCAACAUUGAUCGCUACGUUCCAGGCCAAGAGCCGGAUAAGCAAGCUGUCAAGGUUAAUCCACUGGCAAACCCCCUUGCUUUGGACACGCAAGCUGGCUUUAGCUUCUUCGCCGAUUGGUGGAGGUUCGAACAGCAAGUUAAAGAAGAAAAAGAGCGAGCCAAGCUUGGUGGAAGACGACCGUCGGACCGCGUUAAAGGCGAACGGGAAGCGAAGGAGGACCGUGAUAAGGAGCGUGCACAAAUCCAGCAGGCUUACAACCAGUACAAGCAAGAAUUUCAAGUGAAGAUGGCAAGACAAUUUGUCCAGCUGCACAAGGGCGAGGAAUGGUUCAAAGAGCGAUACCUUCCGGAAAUCCGCGAUCCUAUUCGAAAGCGUCUCAUGGAAUCCCGAAAAGCCGAUUUCGACCAAUGGGUCAAAGACAUCGAGGCAGGCGUAUUCGACGAAUUCACACUUGAGGGGAUUUACAAGAAUGAUAGCGAUGGUGCUGGUGGCAUGGUGGAGAAAGAAGAGGGCGAAGCCGUUGGCGGCGCUGAAGUGCUCGGGGUUCUUGACCUUGUGCCUGCCAAAGGUGGCGACCUGCGAGACGAAUCCGCCCAACAACCUGCCCUGCUUAUCAAGACCCUUGCACCAAACGUCGGCAGGGAUCGCAUUGAGGAGUUCUGUAAAGAACACCUUGGUGAAGAGGCUGGUGGCUUUAAAGGUCUUUCGCUUAGUGACCCGAACCCGGCCAAGAAAUUCCACCGCAUUGGCUGGAUCAUGUUGAAUCCUGCUCCUGAGGAGGAUGGCGACGCCAUGCAAGAUGUCGAACGGGGCGAUGGCCGUGAUGAGGACGGUGAAGUAGGCAAAGAGGAGCCUUCGACCGACAAAAUCAGUCCUGUUCAGAAAGCUCUCGAUCUCAUAAAUGGCAAGACUAUCACCGAUGCCGUCAGAGGCGAUUUCACCUGCCACGUCGGUAUUCACAAUGCGCCUAGUGCGCCUCGAAAGAAGGCUCUCUGGGAUCUCUUCUCUGCGCCAGAGCGGGUCGAGCGGGACUACGAACUCGCGAGGCGACUGGUCACCAAGCUCGAUGCUGAACUUGGGAAUGACGAGACGUCAGGAGGUCUCACUCAGAUCGAUGCUCGAGUGGAACAAAUGAGAAACCAGGGUCUUCUGCAGCCUCCACCCAAACCCAAGAAGCCAACUUUCGAAGACAACGACGACGAGAUCAAGUUCGAAGAGGAAGGUGAAGAAGGCGAGGAAGACGAAGAUGACCAGGAUGAUGAAGAGUUGCUUGUCAUCAAGAAGAAGCUUGAUCUUAUGGUUGAGUAUCUCCGCCGCGUCUACAGCUUCUGUCUAUUCUGCGUGUUCGAAUCGGAUUCCGUCCACGAGUUGGUGCGCAAGUGUCCUGGUGGACAUCUUCGGAGGCCGAGGGCUGGCUUGAGCACGGCGGCCAAGGCGGCAGCCAGGGCCAGCGCGCUUGGUGAACCAUUUCCAGGCAAAAAGAAAGAAAACGGUGCAGAAGACGAAGCACUCAGCCCUGUCCAGGAGAAGCGACCUCAAAAGUACAACAAGAAUGACCAACAACUUGUUCGAGCGUUCAAUUGGGUCAAGACUUUCGAAGAGAAGAUCCUGCAGAUUCUCGAGCCUGAGUAUGUGGACUUGAAGAAGAUUGGAGGCAAGCCAGUUGAAGAAGCGUUAGAUGAAGAGCUUGCCAAGUACGUCAAGCAGGAAGAUGAAGCCAAGUAUCGAUGCAAGGUGCCCGAGUGUACCAAAUUGUUCAAGGCCGAUCACUUCUGGCGGAAGCAUGUGGAAAAGAGACACGACGAGUGGUUUAUGGCUCUCAAAAAAGAUCUGCAACUCGUCAACACAUAUGUUCUCGAUCCGUCUCAUAUCGCACCGUCACGAUCAGAUGCAAACUCGAAUGGCCAUUUCCCUCUCCCUCAGAACCACCACUUGAACAAUGGCACUCCCCGCGGAUUCAGCCUUCAGGGUAUGGGCAUGAACACCAUGAGCUUUGGUCAGAAUGCUAUGAUGAACAUGGGCACUAUGAUGUCACCUCUCGUAGCUGGUGUCAACUUUAAUCCAGAUGGUAUGAACGGCAAUGGUGCCCACACUGGCGGACCUAUCCGUCGUGGCGGUGGCAGAUACGGCCAUCGACCUGGACCCUAUGACCGGAAUCAGCGAGGCAGCCAACGUGGGUACAACAAUAUGGGCGGGAUGAUCCGAGGCCUCGUGCCUGGUAUGACACCAGGAUUCAUCGCUCAAGGUGGUGGUGGUGGAGGUGGGAAGUGGGGUGACGGUGCCGGUGGUGGGAUGAACGCCAUGGGACCCAGAGAGGCCACCCAAGGACGGAGUAUCAAGAGCUAUGAGGAUCUGGAUGCUCAGCCUAGCGGUGGAAGUAGUGCUGGUGCAGCAGCCGCAGCUCAAGCUGGAGGGGGUGCGGAGCUCGACUACUAG
Cladophialophora yegresii CBS 114405 is the source of this 2814-nucleotide messenger RNA. RefSeq lists its product as uncharacterized. The record is from RefSeq and is a predicted model, not a curated record. The transcript is spliced from 3 exons. Bases 1 to 2814 code for a protein of 937 amino acids. Gene Ontology annotation, biological process: primary miRNA processing; mRNA processing. NCBI's taxonomy places the organism in Eukaryota, Fungi, Ascomycota, Eurotiomycetes, Chaetothyriales, Herpotrichiellaceae. Gene Ontology annotation, cellular component: nuclear body.